This is a messenger RNA of Maniola jurtina (meadow brown), 761 nucleotides long. RefSeq names its product cytochrome c oxidase assembly protein COX16 homolog, mitochondrial (gene l(3)neo43). The record is from RefSeq and is a predicted model, not a curated record. The coding region runs from base 130 to 462 and encodes 110 amino acids. Gene Ontology annotation, biological process: mitochondrial respiratory chain complex IV assembly. Gene Ontology annotation, cellular component: mitochondrial inner membrane. Lineage: Eukaryota; Metazoa; Arthropoda; Insecta; Lepidoptera; Nymphalidae. The transcript is spliced from 2 exons.
CAUUAAUAUCUCUAUGUAUUUUGAUAAACAAAUAGGUAUAUCCACAGGGUAUAUCAUAGUAAAAUAAAAUAAACAGUAGGUAUUCUAAUUAUAAACAGUUGUAGUAAUUCGAAUAAUAUUCUAUCAAAAAUGCCCUUGCAACAAGGCAAAACAACAUCGCGGUUAGAAUAUUUACAAAAUGUAUGGAAAAUGAAUAAGAAAAACAAGUCCCUGAAAUAUGGUUUACCUUUUCUUAUUUUCAUGGUUGGGGGAUCGAUAGCUCUCAAAGAAUGGACGCAGAUAAGGUAUCAGUUUGCACAGGUGAAGGGUGUGAGUAAUGAAGAGGCAGAAAAGCUGGGUCUCCAUAGAGAUAAAAAAGUUACUCUUGAAGGAGUAUAUGACGAAAUAAAGACACUAGACAUUGAUAACUGGGAAAACAAGAGAGGGCCUCGACCCUGGGAGAAUACAGAGCAGAAUCAGUAGCCUUUAUUAUUACUUUCUCUCCCUAAGAUUGUUAGCUAUUAAAAGCAGGAAUCCCACAGCCAACAGUCUAAAGUUCAUGGUUCAAUGAUGCUCGCUUUUACUGGGAAGAAAAACUCAACCACUUCUAUGUGCCUAGACUCUAGGGCCUUCCCAGCCAUCAUCAUAAACCAAAUUACAGUAAAGGUCACUGAACCCAUGAAUUUGGAAAUCUUCAGACGAAUGGCUAUGGAAUUGGUGCUAACAGUCAUAAUGUACCUGUAGUCCUUCAUUCUUCCAUAAUCAUAUUUCUUAACGAAAAU